ACAGCAGCUUGUCAGACACUUCCGUAGCCUGUUAGCCAAUAUAGCCGAAACGUAUGAGCUCGUAAGACUGUUUCGGUGUAUAUUGGUCCCUGUGUUUAAAACAUACUUAUUUCGUAUAGCUAGUUUCCCCAUUUAAUUAAAUAUAUACGUUGUUAAGAUAGUAGCUAGCUGGAUUGCUGAAUUAGCUUAGAACCAGGCUAGUCGUUAAUGCUAACUAGCUAACAUCUCCGACCAUGAGCUCACUAAGCUACUCUCCUCCUGAUAAAGAAGAGGAGGUCUACUGGACGGAGAAAGAAGCUCUGGGGCUGAACAUUGUCGUGAAAGAGGAGAAGGAAGAAGCUUUCAGAAUGAAAGAGGAGGUAGAAGAGGCUAACAGUAUCACAUUAAAAGAAGAGGAUGAUGUUACAGUGAAAGAAGAGAGAGAACAUAUUAGAGUGAAAGAUGAAGAGGGGAUAGAGGCUGUCACAGUGGAAGAAGAGGUAGAAGCUUUCAGAAUGAAAAAGGAGGAAGAGGAGGAGGAUGUUAUAAUGAAAGAAGAGAAAGAACCUGAGGAAGAGGAGGCUGAAGAUCUGAUUAACACCAGAGAGAGACCAGUCUGUCACUCUGACAGCAGUAAGAGUCCUUCAGGGGAACCAGACCCAGAGACGCCCAAACCAGCAAGACCACACCACUGCUCCCACUGUGGAAAGAGUUUUACCCGGUUCUGGAACCUAAAACAGCAUGAGACGAUGCACACAGGAGAGAAGCCUUUUCAAUGUUCCCAGUGUGGAAAGAGUUUUACCUGGUUAAGGGCCCUGAAUAGGCAUGAAGAAAUACAUACAGCAGGGAGGAAGACCUACCAAUGCUCCCAGUGUGGAAAGAGUUUUACUCAGUUAGGAAGCCUGAAAAUACAUGAGAGAAUUCAUACAGGAGAGAAGCCUUACCCCUGCUCUCUGUGUGGCAAGAAUUUCACCAUGUUAGGAGAGAGACCAGACUCUCACUCUGACAGCGGGAAGAGUCCUUCAGGGGAACCAGACCCAGAGAAGAGUCCUUCAGGGGAACCAGACCCAAAGAAGAGUCCUUCAGGGGACCCAGACCCAAAGAAGAGUCCUUCAGGGGACCCAGACCCAAAGAAGAGUCCUUCAGGGGAACCAGACCCAGAGAAGAGUCCUUCAGGGGAACCAGACCCAGAGAAGAGUCCUUCAGGGGAACCAGACCCAAAGAAGAGUCCUUCAGGGGACCCAGACCCAAAGAAGAGUCCUUCAGGGGAACCAGACCCAGAGAAGAGUCCUUCAGGGGAACCAGACCCAGAGACAUCCAAACCAGCAGGACGACACCACUGUUCCCUCUGUGGAAAGAGUUUUACUAAGCUACAGAACCUAAGAGUGCAUGAGAGGACACACAGAGGAGAAAAGCCUUUCCACUGCUCCCAGUGUGGAAAGAGGUUUACCCGUUUAGAGAACCUGAAACAGCAUGAUAGAAUACACAGAGGGGAGAAGCCUUACCAUUAUCUGUGCCUCGGACACAAUCCCUUUGACCUCAUGGCUUGUGUUUUGCACCGUCGACUGUAA
Oncorhynchus gorbuscha (pink salmon) is the source of this 1550-nucleotide messenger RNA. RefSeq names its product zinc finger protein 135-like. The record is from RefSeq and is a predicted model, not a curated record. The coding region runs from base 234 to 1550 and encodes 438 amino acids. The transcript is spliced from 4 exons. NCBI's taxonomy places the organism in Eukaryota, Metazoa, Chordata, Actinopteri, Salmoniformes, Salmonidae.